Messenger RNA from Lagopus leucura (white-tailed ptarmigan), 772 nucleotides. Its product is annotated as lysine-specific demethylase 5C-like. The annotation marks the transcript as partial. NCBI's taxonomy places the organism in Eukaryota, Metazoa, Chordata, Aves, Galliformes, Phasianidae. The record is from RefSeq and is a predicted model, not a curated record. The transcript has 3 exons.
GGCCUUCAAGGAAGGCGAGCAGAAGGAGAAGGAAGGGAUGCAGCGCCUCCGCCACGCCAACUCUCAGAAACCCGCCCCCCCAGCCCCGGGCCCCCCGUCCUGCGUCUGCGGGCAGCCCGCCGGGCCCUCCAUGCUGCAGUGCCAGCUGUGCCGAGAUUGGUUCCACGGCUCCUGUGUGGCCUGGCCUCGUUUGGCCAACCAGAAACCCUCCCCGGCCUGGUGGGAAUGGGAAGCCAAAUUCCUGUGCCCUCUGUGCCAGCGCUCGCGUCGCCCUCGUUUGGAAACCAUCCUGGCCCUCCUGGUGGCUCUGCAGAAGCUGCCGGUGCGUUUGCCCGAGGGAGAGGCCCUGCAGUGUCUGACCGAGAGAGCCAUCACCUGGCAGGACCGCGCGAGGGCGCUGCUGGCCUCCCCCGAGGUGGCUGCAGCCAUGGAAAGGUUGGCGGCCAUCCGGCAGAGGCUGCACGGCGACGGCGGCACCGCGCUGCGGGAGGCACGGGGCAACGAGCAGACCAAGGUCUCUGUGGAGAACGGUGACGCCCCCAGCCCAGAGAAGAACGGCCCCCUGCCUUCAGAGCUGGAGGCGCUGAGCUCAGCGCUGCCGCGGCUUCACGGCCCGGUGCUGGAGCUGCCGGAAGGCGCGCGGCGGCCGCUGGAGGAGCUGAUGAUGGAAGGGGACCUCCUGGAGGUGACGCUGGAUGAGGCCACCAGCAUCUGGCGCCUGCUGCAGGCCGCCCGCCCGCCCCCCCUUGGCCUCUUCCGCCUCCUCCUCGAG